GCUAUUGGUGGCCUGUGUGGGGUCACACAAGUCUGAGGUCUAUGCCAAGCAACUCUUUAACAUUUAUCUGCUUCUGUCCUCCCACACAAUACAGCUCCAUCAACUUUGCCAUGGCAUCUGCUGGUCUGCAAAUACUGGGGAUCAUCCUUACAUUGCUGGGCUGGAUGAAAGCCCUGGUGUCCUGUACUCUGCCCAUGUGGAAGGUGACCGCUUUCAUUGGCAACAGCAUCGUGGUGGCCCAGGUGGUAUGGGAAGGGCUGUGGAUGUCCUGCGUGGUGCAGAGCACUGGCCAGAUGCAGUGCAAGGUGUACGACUCUCUGCUGGCCCUGCCCCAGGACCUGCAGGCUGCAAGAGCCCUCUGCGUCAUCGCCCUGCUUGUGGCCCUGCUGGGUUUGCUGGUCUACCUUGCUGGGGCCAAGUGCACCACCUGUGUGGAGGACAAGGAUUCUAAGGCCCGCCUGGUACUCACCUCUGGGAUCAUCUUUGUCAUCUCGGGGGUCCUGACUCUGAUCCCGGUUUGCUGGACAGCCCAUACCAUCAUCCAGGACUUCUACAACCCCCUGGUGGCCGAGGCCCAAAAGCGGGAACUGGGAGCCUCCCUUUACCUGGGCUGGGCUGCCUCAGGCCUUUUGCUACUGGGUGGGGGGCUACUGUGCUACACCUGUCCCUCUGGAGGGUCUCGAGGCUCCAGCCAUUACAUGGCCCGCUACUCAGCAUCUGCCCCACAUUCUCCCUCUCGGGGGCCCUCUGAGUACCCCACCAAGAAUUACGUCUGAUACAGGUGGGGGCUGAGGGCUCCAUUAGUACUG
Fukomys damarensis (Damara mole-rat) is the source of this 809-nucleotide messenger RNA. RefSeq names its product claudin 6 (gene Cldn6). Gene Ontology annotation, molecular function: structural molecule activity. The coding region runs from base 42 to 776 and encodes 244 amino acids. The record is from RefSeq and is a predicted model, not a curated record. The transcript has a single exon. NCBI's taxonomy places the organism in Eukaryota, Metazoa, Chordata, Mammalia, Rodentia, Bathyergidae. Gene Ontology annotation, biological process: cell adhesion; bicellular tight junction assembly. Gene Ontology annotation, cellular component: bicellular tight junction; plasma membrane.